Molecule: messenger RNA, 3772 nt
Organism: Seminavis robusta
Lineage: Eukaryota; Bacillariophyta; Bacillariophyceae; Naviculales; Naviculaceae
Source: the annotation of a GenBank genome assembly
UGGUGUUGGCGGGUGCGGUACCGUAUCGUAGAGCACACAGCGGCGCCACGAUCAUCGACCACUUUCAUUGCUCUGCACUGGUAUUACUGUAUUGGUGCGGAUCCUAGCAGAAGGUUUUCCAUAUCCAGCAACAUAGAAACCAAGUGCUCUAUUUCAGGUGCUACCGGUAUUAUCUUGCUAGCAUUGAUUUCCACUGUCAUUAAUCUUUUGGUCAUUGGGAAGAUACCCAAAAAACUCUGGAAGUAUUUUGUAAGAAACAACGCUAUCGACAAUGGCCAAGUACGCUUACGCUCCCCUUUCCAUUGACGACAACCGCAAAGGUGGCGGUGGUGGCUAUUUGAACACGCCUCAAGCAUCCAGUGGUGAUAAUCAAGAUGGCUUGGUUCACGAACGAAUGCCCAUGUGUGUGGGAUUUUGUGUCCUGUUGGCCAUUGUCUUUGUGCUGAGUCGGACGGGAGAUUCCGAGGCCAUUUACAAUUCUCACAGCAGUCAAAUGAGGACCAGUAGUAAUACACAACAAACCAUGAGUCCCACGGAGAUGGGCAAGAAAUGGAUUCCGGAAGAAAAGGAAAUGAUGGAAAAGAAACCCGAAAAAACAGGGAAUGUGUGGCCGAGACCUAAUACCGAGCCUGCUAGUUCCACUACCAGCGACGAAACCAGCACAGGAGCAACAACAACUACCACCGCUACUUCUUCUACUAGUAGUACCAGCUCUACCCCCGAAUUGCACUGUCCCGAACCCCCACCUUGUCCUGCUACGAAAGGUGAUCUCGAUCUCAACAAUCCUCAGCAGGCCAAUGACAUUAUGGCACAAUUGCGAUCCAAAGCACUCGAGUCCAGUCCACCUCACAUUAUCGAAUGCGCUGCCGCCGAGGCGGGAGAAUCGCAAGCGGCAUGCCACUUGCCGGCUGCCAAACGAUUCGCGGCGUUGGGACAAAAGGGUGCCACGCUGUGGAUGACCGGUUGCAGUGGCGCCGGGAAAACCACCAUUGCCACGGCAUUGGAAGAAAAACUCAUCACCCUCUAUGGCAAACACGUCUAUCGUCUGGAUGGCGAUAAUCUACGCACCGGCCUCAACCGUGAUUUGGGAUUCAGUGAAGCCGAUCGGGCCGAAUCCGUCCGGCGAACGGGCGAAUUGGCCACUCUCUUUAGUGAUGCUGGCAUUAUUACCUUGGUGGGUCUCAUUAGUCCCUAUCGAGCCGAUCGGGAUGCCGUCCGGAAACGACAUGAAGAUCAGGGAAUUCCCUUUUACGAAAUCUUUUUGGAUGUCCCCGUCGAGGAACUCAAAAAUCGUGAUCCCAAGGGACAGUAUGCCAAGGUGGCGUCGGGUGAACUCAAGCACUUUACCUGUAUCGAUGACCCCUACGAGGAACCACUGCAUCCCGAAAUCACGCUCAAGACACAUGAACUGGAGAUUGAACAAUCGUCCAAUAUACUCUUUCGCCAGUUGGAACAAGACGGAAUCCUACAGGGAGCUCCCAAGGUCCUGCCCGAGUCGGUGCUGCCCAAUCCGGAUGGAGAAGAAAUUGUUGAUUUGCACGUCCCCGAAAGCCUCAAGGCGGAACGCACGGCCGAAGCCAAGACUCUUCCCCCCGUUCUCCUUCAUGACAUUGAUUUGAAUUGGCUGCAAACCAUUGGAGAAGGAUGGGCAGCACCCCUCAAAGGAUUCAUGAGAGAGGGAGCCCUGUUGGAAACUUUGCAUUUCAAUUCCAUUCUGACGGAUCCUUUUAACCUUACCGGCAAUGUGGAUCGACUCAACAGUCAAACGGACUUUGCUCAUUUCUCCGAACAUCCCGCCCCCGAUCGAGUCAGUAUGUCCUUGCCCAUUACUCUGUCUUGUACUUCCUUUACCAAGGAUUUGAUUGAGAAGAGCGACAAGAAGGCUGUGGCAUUGGUGACACAAAUGGGAAAGACCGUGGCCAUUCUUCGCAAUCCCGAAGUCUACAACAAUCGCAAGGAAGAAAUUGUGACGCGCAUGUACGGUGUCAUUGAUAUGGAUCAUCCUUACAUCAAGCACAUUUACGGCGGCGGUGACUAUUUGAUUGGAGGAGAAGUGGAACUGCUGGAACGAAUCCAAUACAAUGAUGGUUUGGACAAAUGGCGCAAAACUACCACCGAGUUGUACCAGGAAUUCCACCAAAAGGGAGCCGACACCGUUUACGCCUUUCAAACAAGGAACCCCACCCAUGCUGGCCAUGCUUAUCUGAUGCGCAGUGCCGGAGAGGAUCUCAAAAAGCAGGGAUACCAGAAACCUGUCUUGUGGUUGAGUCCAUUGGGAGGUUGGACCAAGGAAGAUGAUGUGCCGUUGGAUGUGCGUGUCACGCAGCAUGAACAUGUAUUGGAUGCCGGCACUUCUCAUCCUGGUGGUUUGGACCCCGAAACAACUGUCAUGGCGAUUUGGCCUGCUCCUAUGGUGUACGCGGGCCCAACUGAAGUACAAUUCCAUGCCAAGUCACGCCGCAACGCUGGUGCCUCAUACUUUGUGGUUGGACGUGACCCUGCCGGAAUGAAAGGAAGUCCGAAUGCCGUUGCCCACCCUGACGAUGACUUGUAUGACGGAGAUCACGGUCGCUAUGUCCUCCAGAAUGCUCCCGGUAUUGCUGGUGAAAUGAACAUGUUGAGUUUCGUUAAGGUCAUGUACGAUAUCACCGACAAUGUCAUGAAGGUGCCUGAUCCCGACCGACCGGACGACUUCAUCAGCAUUUCUGGAACCAAAAUGCGUUUGUUGGCACGCAAUGGGGCUACCCUUUGCAGCCCCACCAAUAUCCCCACGGAUCUCGUUGAAGCCAAUUGCAUUCCCAGUGGAUUCAUGGUGCCCAAGGGUUGGGACCAAGUAGUAGACUACUACAAACACGCAGACGAAAAGCGCUGGAUUCCCUGGUCUCAGCCCAACAUCGAACCACCCGAGGCUCGCAAUACCAAGUCGGAAGGCAAACUAGGCCGGGGAUCCUACGAACUCCGAUCGUCCAAAUACGAAAGUUGGUGGCACGAUAUUCCCUGGAAACCGACCAACCCGGAAGAACCCAAUAUCAUCCACUUCAUUACCGAAAUCCCCAUGCACAUGGCUGCCAAGAUGGAAGUGCAGAAGGCUGGCAAGAACAAUUGCAUUGCCCAAGACACCAACUCUGAUGGCUCCCCGCGAUACUAUUCCUACGGUACACCCUUUUUCAACUAUGGAUUUGUCCCCCAGACCUGGGAAGAUCCCAACCUCAAGUCAGCUCAAGGAUACGGCGGUGACAACGAUCCCGUUGAUAUCAUGGAGUUUGGUUCGAUUCCUCUUCGUAUGGGAAGCUUGCGACGUUGCCGUGUUCUUGGCAGUCUCGAACUGAUUGAUGAAGGAGAAACGGAUCACAAGAUUAUCUGUAUUGCUCUUCACGAAAGCGACGAUGUGGAAGCGCAAGAAGCCGCCAACGUUCAUUCCUUGGAAGAUCUGGAAAAGUGGAAGCCCGGUGUCAUGGAUCGUCUUCGUGAUUGGUUGAAGCGUUACAAGACAAGCGAUGGAAAAGCCGAGAAUAACUUGGCCUCGGACAUUCCAAGAACUAUCGAUGAAGCCAUGGCAGUGGUGGAGGAGACGCAUAAUCAUUGGAAGAGCUUGUGUGGGCAUGAUGGCAGUGACCUGUCGCAAUGGUCAGGUAAGAUCGAUGGAUUUUGGUUGGACAGCCCAGGAUGCCGUGGGCAGUAAGUUAAAGGAAAGAAAGCAAGGUGUGUGAUGAAGAGAAACAGAGGUUCGCACUGUUAGAAAACAACUUCUAGAUUUGGGUAUCAUUCUUGU